Molecule: messenger RNA, 2196 nt
Organism: Strongyloides ratti
Lineage: Eukaryota; Metazoa; Nematoda; Chromadorea; Rhabditida; Strongyloididae
Product: AMP-dependent synthetase/ligase domain-containing protein
Exons: 3
Coding region: 1-2196 (731 amino acids)
Biological process (GO): neuron differentiation; long-chain fatty acid metabolic process; long-chain fatty-acyl-CoA metabolic process
Cellular component (GO): endoplasmic reticulum; lipid droplet; plasma membrane
Molecular function (GO): long-chain fatty acid-CoA ligase activity
Source: RefSeq, a predicted model, not a curated record
AUGUCUGUUUCGAAAGAAAAAAAUCCUACAGAAAUUGUGUUAUCAGGAACAAAAUCUUAUCCUGCUUUAGCUUUAUCAGCAUUAUUUCAUGCAUCUUUUAUGGUUUAUGAUACUUUAAAUUUUUUACCAUUUAAACUUUUUGCUAAUCCUAAUUUAAAAUUAGAACAAUCAUCAAGAAUUAAGGGAAAGAAUGUUGGUGGUGAGAAGUAUGUCAUUUAUAGAAAUGUUAAUGUUAUUGGUGAAGAUUUGAGAAGUGUUAUGUUUGGUAAUUGUGAUACUAUUCCUAAGAUAUGGAAUAGAGCUGUAAGAAUUUAUGGUAAAAAACCUGCCAUGGGAACACGUAUUGUUGAGGAGGUUAUUAAUGAAAAACAAAGUGAUGGAAGAGAUUUUCAAAAAAUAAAACAAGGUCCAUAUGAAUUUUUGACAUUUGAGGAGUGUGAUGAAAUUAUAAUGAAUAUUGAGAAGGGAUUCAAGAAACUUGGUGUUAAGAAAGGUGACAGAGUAAUAAUUUAUGCUGAGACAAGAAAAGAGUGGUUCUUAACAGCUUUAGCCUGUUUCAGAUAUGGUCUUUUAGUUGUAACUGUUUAUGCAACAUUAGGGGAAGAAGCAGUGGCACAUGCAAUUAAUGAAUGUGAAGGUGAUUUAUUAAUUACAACUGUCAACCAUUUAUCAAUAGCUGAUAAAUUUAUUAUAAAAACUCCAAAAAUUAAGAAUAUUAUUUAUUUUAAUGAAAGGUUCAAGGUUAAUGGAAGUAAAAAUUCUCCUGAAUUUACAAAAGAUAUUAAUAUAUUAAGAGGUAAAGUUAAUAAUAUUAUAGACUUUGAUAGUUUUUUGUCUUAUGGAAAUGAUGAUGAAUAUAUUAGUAAUGAGGUUACCAAAGAUGAUCUUUGUAUGAUUAUGUAUACUUCUGGAACUACAAAUAAUCCUAAAGGUGUAAUGUUAACUCAUCAAAAUAUUGUUUCUGCUAUAAAAGGACAAAAUGAUUCUUUUCCUGUUGAGGAGAGUGAUGUUUAUAUUGGAUAUCUUCCAUUGGCACAUAUUAUUGAAGUAUGUUGUGAACUUAUCUUUUUGGCAAAUGGUUGUAAAGUUGGAUAUUCAUCACCAUUAACAUUAAUUGAUAAAGCACCAAAAGUUUUACCUGGUACAAAAGGUGAUGCUUCUGAAUUGAAACCAACUAUAUUAACUGCUGUACCUGCAAUUAUGAAUAGAAUAUUUAAAGCAGUUAAUGAUCAACUUAAAGAGGCAACCACUUUUUCAAGAGAAAUUUUUAAAAUUUUUUAUGAAAGAAAACGUUAUCGUUAUGAAAAUGGUUAUAAAUCAAUGUUUAUUGAUUCAUUUGUUUUUAAUAAAAUAAAAGCUAUACUUGGAUCAAAUGUUCGACUUGUAUUAUCAGGUGGUGCACCAUUAGAUGCAGAAAUACAAAGAUUUAUGAAUAUAUGUUUUUGUUGUCCUGUUAUUCAAGGAUAUGGUUUAACAGAAACAGUUGGUGCAGCAACAAUAUCUAUGUAUGAUGACAUUAGUACAGGUUAUGUAGGACCACCAUUAACAUGUGCUGAAAUUAUGUUAAAAAGUUGGGAUGAGGCUGGUUAUGAUGCAAAAAAUAAUCCACCACAAGGAGAAAUACUUAUUAGUGGACCACAUGUUACACCUGGAUAUUAUAAAAAUGAAGAUUUAACUAAUGAAGCAUUUACAGUUAUUGAUGGAAAAAGAUGGUUUUGUACGGGAGAUAUUGGUGAAUUUAAAGAAGAUGGUUCACUUAAAAUUAUUGAUAGAAAAAAAGAUUUAGUUAAAUUAAAUCAUGGUGAAUAUAUUUCACUUGGAAAAGUUGAAUCUAAAAUUCUUACUUCUGAGUAUGUUGAUAAUGUUUGUGUUUAUGGAAAUCCCCAAAAAGAUUUUGUUGGAGCAUUAAUUGUUGUCAAUCAAAAAAAUAUAACAACAUUAGCAAAAAAAAUUGGUAUUCAAAAUGAAAAAAUUACCGAAAUAUGUAAUGAUAAAAAUGUUCAUGAAGCAUUGUUAGAAGAACUUAAACAAUUUCUUAGAGGAAAACUUUGUAGAACUGAGAUACCUCAAAGACUUUGGCUUUUAGCUGAACCCUGGACACCAGCUGAUGGUUUAUUAACUGAAGCUAUGAAAUUAAAAAGGAGAGCUAUUGAAAGCAAGUUUAAUGAUGAAAUUAGAAAGAUGAUGUCCUUGUAA